UCCCAGCGGUGAUGGUGUUUUAUCAGCAAUUGCUUUGAUGGAGUCGGCGUUCAAAAGUGGGAGUCAUUUAUCCUUUUGGGAAAAUGCUAUCUAUUCUUGUGUUCCAGUGAAGUUGGACAAGUAUGCUAAAGAAGGUAGCAGAACUGACAUUGAGAACCCACUACCAAAACAUAAUUUGGCUCAAACUUUUGUGCGAAGUUUCUACAUUCCAGUGAGCCAAAGAUUCCAAGCCAUGCUUUACAAAGUCUUGGCGUUCUUAGUCCCUCACAUUAAACACAUCGGGGAGAAAAAACAAGCGCAUUAUCAGGCAGCUCGGCUCGUGAAAUUGUCGUGCCAGCAAAUUUCAACUCUAAAUGACUACAAGACUUACGAAUCAAUUGUGAUAGGUUCAUUGCUUCUCGCAGCAAAAUUAGGAGUUAAAGAGGUGGUGGAAGAAAUGUUGGAUUCGUUUCCGAAUGCAGUUUGGUUUUCCGAUGAUGAAUCUCAUUCUGUAUUCCAAUUGGCAAUUUUACAUCGUCAGGAAAAAGUUUUCAACAUCAUAUAUCAGAUGGAUCAAUGUAAACAUGUCCUGUUCCACGAAGUUGACAAUGAAAACAACAAUAUGCUGCACUUGGCGGCGAGACUGGCACCUCCAAGCAAACUAAAUCGUAUUCCUGGCGCAGCACUUCAAAUGCAACGUGAGUUGCAAUGGUAUAAGGAAAUCGAGAAAUUUGUGCCACCCAAAUAUAGACUGCAGAGAAACAGGGAUGGAAAAAUUCCCGCAAUACUAUUUACUACAGAACACAAGGACCUAGUACGUGAAGGGGAGAAAUGGAUGAAAAAUGCAGCAAAUUCAUGCACAAUUGUGGCAUCCCUGAUUGCCACUAUAGCGUUUGCAGCUGCAAUCACUUGUCCUGGCGGCAAUGAGGAUAGUACUGGCCUCCCGAUUUUCUCUAAAGAAGGUGCAUUCACCAUCUUUUCCAUUUCAAAUGCAUUAUCUUUAUUCACUUCCGCCUCUUCUCUAUUGAUGUUCUUGUCCAUCUUGACUUCACGAUAUCAAGAAGACGAUUUUCUUUAUGUUCUUCCCAAGAGACUGAUAAUUGGUCUUGUCACCUUGUUUCUCUCCAUAACAACCAUGAUGGUAGCCUUCACUGCUACUCUCUAUCUUGUGGUGGGCAAAUACGAGGAAAGGAUACUAAUUCCUGCAACAGUAGUAGCUAGUGUUCCAAUCUAUAUUUUCACGUCCUUGCAGUUCCCCCUCCUCUUGGAUCUAAUCUAUUCCACAUAUGGUACCAUUUUUGGCAAAUAGUCCUAGUAUU
Diospyros lotus (date-plum) is the source of this 1298-nucleotide messenger RNA. RefSeq names its product ankyrin repeat-containing protein NPR4-like. The transcript has 5 exons. Bases 38 to 1288 code for a protein of 416 amino acids. Lineage: Eukaryota; Viridiplantae; Streptophyta; Magnoliopsida; Ericales; Ebenaceae. The record is from RefSeq and is a predicted model, not a curated record.